This is a messenger RNA of Dovyalis caffra, 177 nucleotides long. NCBI's taxonomy places the organism in Eukaryota, Viridiplantae, Streptophyta, Magnoliopsida, Malpighiales, Salicaceae. The record is from the annotation of a GenBank genome assembly.
AUGUUGAAUAUGGAAGAAGCUUUGAAACUUGAACAUGAGAGGGAUUCAAUGGUAAAUGCAGCAAAUGCAGUAUUAGAAAAUGCAAGGAGCUACUAUGAUUGUAAGUCUACGAGUGUGAGCGAGUCUAAUAGGAAGAGAAUGAACAUGUGGGAGAAGAAGAGAGGGUUAGGUCAUUAG